Molecule: messenger RNA, 3015 nt
Organism: Lingula anatina
Lineage: Eukaryota; Metazoa; Brachiopoda; Lingulata; Lingulida; Lingulidae
Biological process (GO): cell adhesion
Cellular component (GO): extracellular region
Molecular function (GO): calcium ion binding
Source: RefSeq, a predicted model, not a curated record
AUGGCAUUUGAAAUCGGAAAGGCGGCGUUUAACGUAAAUGAUAAACCUUGGGAUUGGGAAGAGGUAGGCGGCAACGCUCGUAAUUGGGAUAAAUUUGAANUGGAGCAUGGUUACCAGUGUGAGGCCUGUCCCCCGGGUUUCAGGGGGGAUGCAGUCAGGGGAGUGGGACUGGAGUUUGCUAAAAACAAUAAACAGGUGUGUGUUGAUAUUGAUGAGUGUGUGGAAGGGGACCCGUGUGACCCUCUGACACGCUGUGUUAACAAAUCCCCGGGGUACGAAUGUGAAGCGUGUCCUCCAGGCUACCGAGGGGACGCUGUCUCUGGAAUUGGACUCGAGUUUGCUAAAAAUAACAAACAGGUUUGUGUUGAUAUUGAUGAGUGCCUGGAAGCCUCUCCCUGCGAUACGUUAACACGCUGUACUAACCUGAUGGGCGGGUACGAGUGCAGUGCAUGCCCACCUGGCUUUUCAGGAGAUGCCGUCAGCGGGGCGGGGCUGGAGUUUGCCAGUGCCAACAAACAGGUGUGCGCUGACAUCAAUGAGUGUGAAGACGGUAACAACGGCGGGUGCACUCUCCAUUCUGAAUGUAUCAACACGAUUGGGUCUUAUGAAUGUGGAGAAUGCGAAGAAGGUUUCGUUGGUAACCAGACGUACGGUUGUGUUAAAUACUGCGACGACAAAAAGACAGUAUGUCACUCUAAGGCCAAGUGUGUCAGGAAACAGACCGGAGAAGACGGCUACCUGUGUGAGUGUGGAAUUGGCUGGGCAGGCAAUGGUGAAAUCUGCGGAAGAGACAAAGAUUUAGAUAAUAGACCAGAUGAAGAACUGCCAUGUCCUGAAAAAACGUGUAGAAAAGAUAACUGUCCAAAUGUCCCAAAUGGUGGCCAAACAGACUCCGACGGUGAUGGUUUGGGGGAUGCCUGUGAUCCAGACAUUGACAAUGACGGAAUACCAAACAGGCCGGACAAUUGCCCACUUCAUUAUAACCCUGGACAAGAGGAGACACACGACAAAGACAACAAGGGUGAUCCUUGUGACAACUGCCCGCUAACAGCUAACACGGACCAAGGGGAUGCAGACAAGGAUGGGCAAGGAGACGCAUGUGAUCCGGAUGCUGACAACGACGGUAUCCCUAAUGAACCAGAUAACUGUUGGCUGACUCCCAACACUGACCAAGUGGACACUGACGGUGAUGGUAUCGGGGACGCUUGUGAUAACUGCCCAACGGUCAAAAACCCAGAACAGAAAGACAAGGACAGCGACCAGGUGGGCGAUGCCUGCGACAAUAAUGAGGACAGGGACCGGGACGGCAUUCAAGAUAGCAAUGACAACUGCCCCGACGUGCCAAACGCAGAUCAAACAGAUUCUGAUAAAGAUGGAAUAGGUGACAUAUGUGAUGAUGAUGAUGAUAAUGACGGCGUCCCUGAUGUGGAAGACAACUGUCGACUGACCCCCAACCCCGACCAGCUUGAUGAAGUAGAAGUAUUUGGUCGCGGAGACGUGUGUGAGAACGACAGGGAUAAUGACACUAUCCCAGAUGACGUUGACGCCUGCCCGGACAACAGUGAAAUCCAGGCCACCGACUUCAGGGAAUAUUUCACAGUGGUACUGGAUCCUUUCGGGGAAUCCCAAAUCGAUCCACACUGGGUUAUUCUGAACGAGGGUGCUGAAAUAUUGCAAAGUAUGAACAGUGACCCUGGCCUGGCUGUCGGCUAUACUGCAUUCAGUGGUGUUGACUUCAGUGGUACUUUCUUCGUCAAUACAGAGAUUGAUGAUGAUUAUGCCGGGUUCGUGUUUAGUUACCAGGAUAGCAGCAGCUUUUACGUUGUCAUGUGGAAAAAACGAAGACAGACCUACUGGAAGGCCACACCGUUCCGCGCAGUGGCGGAUCCUGGAAUACAGCUGAAGGUUGUUAAGUCUUCCACGGGGCCAGGUGAAAUCAUGAGGAACGCUAUGUGGCACACUGGAAAUACUACCAACGAGGUAAAACUUCUGUGGAAGGAUCCACGUGAUAUUGGCUGGAAGGAGAAGGUGCCUUACAGGUGGGAGCUGCUCCACAGGCCGUCUGUUGGCUUGAUCAGGGUCCUUUUGUACGAAGAGACAACGCUGGUGGCCGACUCCGGUUAUAUUAUCGACACCACACUCCGCGGCGGACGUUUAGGAGUGUUCAUAUUUUCACAAGAAAAUGUCAUCUGGUCUGACUUGGUGUACAGAUGUAACGAAGCACUACCGCCAGGCUUCGAUCCCAACUCCGGGAAAGUUCCUAAGUUCGAGCCAGGAACUUCAAUUAUCGGCGGUCAGAACUUCAGAGCCAGAAUACCCGAUGCCGCCAUCAAUCCUCCGUCUAACAUCCCUCAGUCCAAACCACAGCCCGAGGGUGAGGAGGGAGCGUACGACUACGGUGACUAUGGAGAAGGGGACGACAGUUCCUAUGGUUAUUAUUAUUGAAGACCAUGAGUCAUUUGUACAAUGAUGUAAAUAGAAAAAUAUCCUACCACAAUGCUUGAUUUUGUUUGAAAAUCAGUGUGAAAUGUUAAGUUAUACCUUGGUGACAGACUAUGAAGAUUACCAUUAUAGGCCAUUGGAGGCGAUCUAUAAAAUGUUUCUGUUUUUUCGAAGUAUAAUCGGAAACAUACUUGAAGUUUCAAAUGGCUUUUUGAAAACGCUCCGAACCCGGAUUGCGCAGGCCAGUUAAAGCAUACGCGAAGAAUUGCGCAACUUCUUGAAUGGCAAUCUAGGCACUUGAGCAUGGAUGGAUGUCUUCCAUUAAUUCAUUUUAUUGUUAUAUGUUUAUGAAGUACGUCAAAGACGAUAAAGCACAUUCUGCUUUUGUACAUAUUCAAGUAUUAAAUGACUCUCUUCGAACUAGAGAUUCCAUACACACUUUUAACAGUGGGGCCAUCUAUGCAAAACAAUCGUUUUCGUUUGACGAAAACUUAUUUUCAAGCGAUGAGUUUAAUUUGUAUCCAAGUCGCUUAAUAAACUUUUUACCGGAUUGGCUGGGUAGUUUAGUUUGUU